CGGAUCGAUGUACUAGACUUCGAGAGCACCGAAGAACCAGGAACAUGACAUUUACUAGAACAACAGUUUUACAUCGAACGAUAUCUUAGACUUACUGCUAUCGAGAUUGACUACGAGGAAGAGUAAAGUGCGGUAGGUCGCGGGGCGGUGGACGAUGUUUUUGUUUCGACGCAAGCUGGUGGAGAGCGUCAUCGAGGCUGGCGAUUAUCAACGUGCUCCUGCGGAAUCACCUGGAAGCGAAGCCAACGCACGUGGCGGAUCCGGAGACACCUCCUCUCUGCCAGGCAGCUCACAGGGAAGUAUCGCGAAAAAGCAGAUAUCAAAAUGCAGUAGCACACACACUCUCGCUGGAGGCGACCUGAAGAAAUGUUUGACCUUGCCAGACCUGGUUGCUUACUCUGUGAGCAACAUGGUUGGUGCUGGCAUUUUUGUGAUCGUCGGGAGCGCAACGAUAUCAGCAGGGGGUCUUCCAGUAGUCUUCAGUUUCAUCCUCGCUGCACUUCUUUGCUCGCUUAGCGGCAUCACAUACGCGGAAUUCGCAAGCAGCAUACCGACGUCCGGAAGCGCCUACGUUUACGCAUUCACUGCAAUCGGCGAACUGCCAGCCUUUAUCAUAGCUCAUCUUUUCUCCCUUUCCUGUUCCAUUGGCUCCGGAAUCGCUGCGCGUUCAUGCGCUGGGUAAUAGAUACUUCAUUGUCCAUCGGUGUGAAUGCACGAUCACGAACAAACCAAUCUUCCUGUUGUCUUCUAUGGUUAUCUUCCUGUUUGGAAACGCUAGGAGCUAGAUCACAAAGAUGCUCUACAUGAAACUUCUUCUACGUGCAACUCUAUUUGAUCUUCCUCCGAUUGGACUCGAGUCUCAUGUCCUUGCUUCACAUGCUUUCCCUCCCCUAAAAAAUCACACAAUAAAAACAAACAGGUAGAAAAUAUAAUACAAAGCUUAUAUAAUAAUAAUUGUACAGUUUCUAAGUGACGACUCAUUUCUUGGUCGUUCUGAAAUUAUUGUCAUUUUUCUUUCUCCUUUCGCAUCAUAGUACUGUGAUGUUUUUUCCUCUUCACAGGCUCGAGUACAGGAACCGGACACCUAGGAGAUCUGCAAUUUACUCUAUAUUCAACUUUCAGGUACAUUCGAGCGUUGGUGAUACUGCUGUUCGGUUCAGAUUUCUGGAUCUUUCAGUCAUGGUCUUUUCUGGGCGGCAUCCUUAGCGUCAAUCUUGUUGGUCCCACUAUCGUUUUCGUGGAAACGAUGCUAUUACUGAGAGGCGCCAAGGAGAGCGCGUCGCUGAACAACUUUCUAGUAGGGAUGAACGUCAGCCUCAUGGCGCUCUUUACAAUACUGGGAUUCUACUUCUCCGACUCGAAAAACUUUGAAGUCAAAGAACUAGAUGUUGCCGGCGUGCUAUCGGCGACCGGUCGAGUCUACUACAGCUUCCUCGGCUUUGAUUCCGUUUGCAUGUGUAUGGCAGGUUGAUCAUCUAUUGCUAUUCUUUGCGAUCAUUUGUGUUUACCUAUAUUAAGUAUGUUCGGAAGAAUAAGGAACGUGAAUAAGGAAGCACCAACAUGAACAUCUGAAUAUUGAAGAUUUCAAAAUAGUGUUACUCCUAUGUCUCAGUCUUUCCACUCCCUAGUCCUUUCACUGCUUCCUCUCGAUGAUCACAUGCUGUUCAAGACGCCCUCUAUUUUCACCAACUUCAUCUUCCAUUCAUGCUAUUAAGCCAAGAAACGCCGAACGCAAAGCGAACGAUUCCAGCGGCCUUAUUUCUGGGACUCGGAGUUGUUUGUGUGCUUUACUCUUUUGUCGGCGCAGCCUUAGCCGGAAUGCAGUCUGUAGACGCAAUCGAUGUCGAAGCUCCCUUAUCCAGCGCUUUUUUAGCGCACCAUUUCAAGUAUUACUACUUCGUGCUAGACCUAAGGUUUAUGAGGGUGCUUGCUUGUCGCAGCACCACCAAGAGAGAAUUAUAAAUAUGUCCUCGAAAGAUACGUUGACGAGCUUACUUGAGUUUUGCCCAGAUAGUUAUUUGUUCUUCUUUUCUUUUGCGUAAUUACUGGCCAUUCAGGUGGGGCUUCCACCUGACAACUUUUGCAGCAAUAACGACAACGUUAGCAGCAACUUUUGUCGGUAUAAUGGUUCAACCGCGUCUAUGGAUACAUGUCGCGAAUGAUGGACUUCUGCCCUCGUUUCUAGCCAGCGUGGACCCUGAGACGCAGACGCCCUUCUACGGCACACUUAUGAGCGGGUCGUUCGCAGGGAUUGCAGCCGGCCUCUUUCAGGUACUGAUUGUGAACUUUAAGUUUUCUGUUCAUGUCACUACGACGACGAAUUAGCUGAUGCUAACCCUAAGAUUGGUUUUCAAUUUUAAUGUUUAUUUUCAAACCAGGUAGACCUGCUAGCUGACAUCUGUUCUGGUGGCAUGCUAGUGGCGUACUGCCUACUCAGUCUUGCAAUCGUCAUUGUACGGUAUGUGGGUGUACCGACGGCCCACCCUGAGCGUAGUGCUGAGGGGCUAGGCUCAUCAACAAGCAAAACUGCCAUUUCCGCGCUUAUUUUAUGAAACGAAGAGCAUGCCUAAGAUUAAGAUAUAGAUAAUUUAACUAAAACCAGUUAAUUUUUCGAUUGAUGUUUUAUUUAUUAGGUAGUUUGAUUCAACACAAAGUGUAGUACUAGUUCUAGUGCAGGUCCUUGUCCUUCUGACCACGAGAAAUAUCGAUCAGCUUAUUCCUUCUAAUUAUCGUGUGCGUGAUAAGCUUCUCGUGUAUCGAUCAUUUCUGUGUGCAAGCGACCGCUGCGAUCGGCCUUGCAAUCGCGCUAGUUGUGCUUAAAUGCACACAGACUGAGCUCCCGCUCGCAACGCAAAUAGCGAAAGCACAGGAAGCGCAGCAAUUUGACAGCCCUGCUUCCACUUUAAGGGUACCGCUACUACUCGGUCACAACGACAUCGUCGGAGGUAGCACUAGUAGUACCUCGCCACGUCUCUCUCCUGCAUCAAGAAGACAAGGAGAUCAAGGCAAGAGCAUUGACACAACUAGGGCGGAUCUUGUUCAACAGUCGAGGAGCGCUUCAGUUUUCUCAAUGUGCUUCCCAACAGCCAACGUUGUCGCGGUCCUUGCGAAUCUUUAUGUCCUGAAUAGUCUAUCACCACAAGCGAUGCGAGGGUUGAUGUUGUGGAUUUUGCUAGGUCUCUUCGUCUACGGCCUGGCAAACCUCUUCGGAAGUGAUAGGCAAAAAGGAGCGGGAGCCGGCCUUAUCGGACUACCAAAAACACCAGCGUCCCUUUUCGACAACCAUCCUGUAGUAGAACGACUCGACGGAGGGGGCCGUGAGGACAUGCAAGAUUUGAAAGUUGGCAGCGACAAGCCCCUACAGACAAGUUCGACAAAACCUCAACAGUCAGUUCCAGUGGCUAAAAUAGAUAAUUCUUCGACCAAGCAGGCAGAUCCUAGCAGCUACCUGUUCUUCUCAGACAAAGAUCGCGCGGGGGCUUGUGCAGCUAGCGCAGCCAACCAACGAAACUAUACUAUUUUCCCAGGGGCUGACAACAACAGCAUCACGAGUGGCAGUACCGCGUGUCUCGCAGCAACAGCUUCGGGAAGCAGCAGUCGAUCUAGCAGCUUCAGCUCGUCAUCGCAAUUACCUCCGGAGUGUUCUACUGAAAGCACCAGACACCCACCCAAAACGAUGACAAGUGGCAGUUGCAGCAAAGCAGACGGAGCCGAUGGGGAAUCGCUGAUGACAAUCUCACUCGUAUAGCGCUUGCAUCGGUUGUAGUAUAACCACCUACAACUAAUUUUUAAUCUUCGAGUUGUUCGACUACUUUUCAACAAUUGUUCCACUACUACUAUUAAUUUAUUUUUGCUGAGGGUACUGUUGCUUUUGGGUGGACUGCUGACUAAAAGGGUCGUCUUCGACCUGGUUUGCUGAACUCAUUUUCAUAUUCCUAUUUUUUUCAUCUUCAUCAAAAUCAAAGGACGGAAUGGAAGGUAACUGUGAUGCGUGUUCAUAAAUGAAUCAAUCGCUGCAUAGUCUAAGUCUAUAUCUAAUGUUUAUAGUUUAGAUUCGUGCAAGUAGAAGAAAUUCCUUCGCGUUUUCAAUGUGCAUGCUGUGGUCCAUUCUCAUGACGACACAGAAACUAGUUCGACCUUUUUGAUUUUUUUAAGUAAAUGCUCCGCAGUACGACCUCCACGCCACUUGUUUUACAAGCAGUACUAAUAGAGCUGGUCGUGCACAAGAGAUCAAACGUUGUAUUUUCCAGAUCUUUUUUUUAGGCAAUGACCUUCGUACUACGCCGAUCCAAAUCCCAAAAAAUCCGAAUGACAUGGAGAAAAGUUAUGGAGAAAAGUUAUAACAUUAACACUUCCGAGAUCACAUCAAAAACUCAAAAUUCUUUCUGACCUUAGUACGUCAACGACCACGCGCCAAGAGGUUCUACCAACACGUCGAGCUUAGCCCAUAAAUAUGCAAAGACAUGUUGUUAUUGUAGAAGAUCAAGAUCUUCUCUAAAAUAAGAACCGUACCAGCAUCAUCAAGAUUUACGAUGACCAUGCAAAGGAAAAUGCACAUAAUGCGAUGAAUUGUUGACGACUACGAUUAUGGUCAUAUUAUUUCUUGUGACUACGAGGCAUUGUAAUUGUUUGACUUUUCAAAAUAUAUAAUACGAUGUCUUUUCCCGUUCUCGUUCCACGAAAGAAUCGAAAUGCCAUGCAAUUUUGUUGAAGCAUCGAUUUGAGUUGUCUACCUGUAGCUCCCGCGAUUAAUCAUGCUGACUAUGUAUAGUACAAAGGUGGAGUUUUUAUGGACGGGCCCGACUUCUCCUGUAUUGAUCAACUAUAAAACGGUUUUCGUCGACAUUUCAAAUCUGGU
Amoebophrya sp. A25 is the source of this 4858-nucleotide messenger RNA. The record is from the annotation of a GenBank genome assembly. NCBI's taxonomy places the organism in Eukaryota, Dinophyceae, Syndiniales, Amoebophryaceae.